AUGACAAAUUUAGAAAAUGUCACAUCAUGUUGUAAUCAAAUAAAAAUAUUAAUUGCCAAUAUAUUUCGUCAAGCACAUACACUUGAAACAGUUGAUUUAAAACUUUCUGGACUUAAUAAGACGGACAAGUUUUGGCUUUACAGAAAAACAAAUGUUAAUAGUGAAGAUUCAGUCAUAAAUUGGAAUGAUCCACCAGGACUUCGUUUAAUACUAAAUGGUAUCCGAUUAGUUGAUAAUGACUAUUGUUUAACUAAACCAAUUGAUCAUAUAUUGAAUAAGACAACGUUAGUUUUCAAUAUUGAUCAACCAUGUAAUUGUUUCAUACUCAAGUUUAAAUAUUCUUUUGAUUCAGAACAACGUUCAAGUUGUCUACUCAAUGAUUCAGUUAUGAAUGAGUUACGUCAGCGAUGUGAACACAUAAACUCAUUUUAUGAAUUAUUAUUAAAUGGUACAACUACUUCAUCAUUCACUGAAUGGAUAUCAUCAUUACCUAUUGAUUCGAGUACGUCAAUAUCAACAACAUUCACUUUAGCUUCAAUAACAAGUAUCAAUGUUGAAACAAGCAAAACAACAGUUUCAACGAUGUUAACCUCCUCAAUUACUGUUGCAUGGAGUUCGAAUACAAUCGAAGAAUCAUCAAUAUCAAGUGUUAUCAACUUGACCAUGGCAAUUACUCAAGUUUCGUCGAAACAACCGAAUACAAAUCAACAAAAGAAAAUUAUUUUAGCUACAACGAUUCUCUCUGUAUUUGUUAUUAUUGUGUGUUCAAUUAUUAUUCAUGUUUUCAAAAGAAGACAAACGCAUACAUUAGAUGAAAACAUUGAAAUGCAUCAAAAAAUCUUGUUCAACAUUGAUGAAAAAUGA
This is a messenger RNA of Rotaria sp. Silwood2, 864 nucleotides long. The record is from the annotation of a GenBank genome assembly. NCBI's taxonomy places the organism in Eukaryota, Metazoa, Rotifera, Eurotatoria, Philodinida, Philodinidae.